AUGCCUUCAAACGAGACUCUCUCCAACGGCAACGGCGCUGCUCAGGAGUACUCUUUCCCACCUGGCAUCCACGUCCCUUCAUUGACCUGGUUCAAGAACGAUCAGAACCAGGACAUCGACUGGGAUGUUCAGGAGAAGCACUUCGAGUUCCUCGUUGCCAACGGUGUCCACGGCAUCGUCAUCGCCGGCACAAAUGGCGAAGCAGCAACACUCUCCUCAGCCGAGAAGACACAACUAGUCCAAAAAGCCCGCAAGACCGCUCAGAGGUUAGGGCACGGUGACUUGCCCAUCACACUCGGCGGCGUAGCAGGCUCGACGCGCGAUGCCAUCCAGCAGACCAUCGCUGCCAAGGAGGCAGGCGCGUCCGCAUUCCUCGCACUUGUACCGUCGUUCUUCCACUUCGCCAUGAAUCAGGAUGCGAUUGUUGCUUUCUUCCAAGAGCUGGCAGACGCAAGUCCCAUCCCCAUCGUGCUCUACAACUUCCCCGGUGUUGUGUCGGGCCUCGACAUCAACUCCGAGAUGCUGGACAUCCUAGGCAAGCACCGCAACAUUGUUGCUGUCAAGCUCACAUGCGGCGGUAUCGCGAAGGUUGCACGCGUGUCGGCUUCCUUUAAGAAGUCUGAGUUUGUUGCGCUGGCUGGUCAGAGCGACUGGCUGAUUCCGGCCCUGAGCGUGGGAGGCGUUGGCACAAUCACCGGUGUUGCCAACCUGUAUCCUAAGACUUGUGUGCACAUGUUCAACCUCUACCAAUCCGGGAAGCAUGAAGAGGCCUCAGCUCUGCAGGUCAAGCUGUCCGUUACAGAGUGGGGCUUUGGAAAGGGCGGUAUCAACGGCACCAAGUAUGUGGUCGCACACAAGCUAGGGUACCCAGAGUCGAGCGCAGACUGCAGGAGGCCGUACCCCAGAUACACUGAUGAAGAAAAGAGGAAAUGGGUCGUCAACCAGGUAUCGGGGCUGGACGAGAUUGAGGCUUCGUUGUGA
This is a messenger RNA of Boeremia exigua, 981 nucleotides long. RefSeq lists its product as uncharacterized. The transcript has 2 exons. Lineage: Eukaryota; Fungi; Ascomycota; Dothideomycetes; Pleosporales; Didymellaceae. Gene Ontology annotation, molecular function: 4-hydroxy-tetrahydrodipicolinate synthase activity. The record is from RefSeq and is a predicted model, not a curated record. The coding region runs from base 1 to 981 and encodes 326 amino acids.